Molecule: messenger RNA, 1815 nt
Organism: Exophiala aquamarina CBS 119918
Lineage: Eukaryota; Fungi; Ascomycota; Eurotiomycetes; Chaetothyriales; Herpotrichiellaceae
Exons: 2
Coding region: 1-1815 (604 amino acids)
Biological process (GO): transmembrane transport; carbohydrate transport
Cellular component (GO): membrane
Molecular function (GO): carbohydrate:proton symporter activity
Source: RefSeq, a predicted model, not a curated record
AUGAGCUUCGCUCACGACGAAGAAAAUGGCCCCGGCCGCACCGGUCGCCAUGGCAGUGUCUCUGUCUAUGCCAGCAACAUGGGCGCGCCUGGCUUCGACACCUCUCGCAGGAGGUCCUCCAUUGUCCCUGCUGGGGUAGUCGGAGCCACACAAGGCGAGGCUGUCUUCAACCAAAAGGAUGAGACCCUUCGAAAGAUGUCCGUCGCCGUCCCCAACUUGGCUGAGCUCUCUGCGGAUGCCAAGGCAGCUGCAGACCUCGAGACCAGCAUGGGUUUCCGCGAGGGCGCCAAACUGUACCCCAAAGCUAUGAUGUUCUCCUUCUGCCUUUCGCUGGCUGUCAUCAUGGAGGGUUAUGACACCUACCUCCUCGGAAACUUCUACGGCAACCAGUCUUUUGCAAGGAAAUUUGGUGAGCCAGGCCCCAUCAAGGAUGGCGUUCAGACAUACGAAGUCACUCCCACAUGGCAGACUGCUCUCGGUAACGGUACCGCAGCUGCUCAGAUCAUCGGUCUUUUCUUGAACGGUAUCAUUUCGGAGCGCAUUGGCUACCGCUGGACCAUGAUCGGCUCUCUUCUUUUCAUCACCGGCACCAUUUUCAUCACCUUUUUUGCAGUCAAUGUCCAGAUGCUACUCGCUGGAUACAUCCUCUCAGGUCUGCCAUGGGGUGUUUUCCAGACACUCACAACCACUUAUGCCGCUGAAGUCACUCCUGUCCCUCUCCGACCAUACCUUACCACCUACGUCAACCUUUGCUGGGUGAUCGGCCAAUUGAUCGCCGCCGGUGUCCUCAAGGGCUUUGUCAACGUCAGCGGCGAAUGGGCCUAUCGUAUUCCUUAUGCUAUACAAUGGAUUUGGCCUCUACCUAUUGCGAUUACUGCCUUCCUGGCCCCAGAAUCUCCAUGGUGGUUGGUCCGACAUGGCAAACUUGACCAAGCUCGCGCAGCUCUCCUCAGGCUUACCUCGAAGAAAAAUACUCAAUUCAACGUCGAGGAUACCUUGGCCAUGAUGAUCCACACCAACGAACUAGAAAUUCAGCAAACUGCUGGGACCAGUUAUCUUGAUUGCUUCAAGGGAGUUGAUCUCCGAAGAACCGAGGUCACUUGUAUUACUUGGCUCAUUCAGCAAACGUCCGGCUCUCCUAUGAUCGGUUGGGGCACCUACUUCAUGAUUCAGGCCGGUCUAUCUCCUGAUAACGCCUAUUCCCUAGGCGUGGGCCAGAGUGCUAUGGGUUUCAUGGGUACCGUUCUAUCCUGGUUCCUCAUGCCCCACUUCGGUCGUCGCACACUGUAUCUCUAUGGUCAAGUCGGCAUGUUCAUCAUUUUGAUGAUCAUCGGCGGCUUGGGAGUUCCUGAGCUUUCAACCUCGGUCGGCUGGGCAUCUGGCGCCUUGAUUCUCAUCCUGACUUUCGUCUACGACUUUACAGUCGGACCUGUGUGCUACUCUUUGGUUGCUGAGCUUCCAUCCACCCGUCUGAGAAUCAAGACUGUUGUGCUCUCACGAAAUGUGUACAACUGCAUGGGCAUUGUCGUCGGAACACUCCAGCCUCGCAUGAUGAACCCCACCGCCUGGAACUGGCGUGGCAAGACCUGCUUCUUCUGGGGCGGUCUCAAUCUGCUGGGUCUGAUCUGGACCUAUUUCCGUCUUCCUGAACCCAAGGGCCUUACCUAUGCCGAGCUUGACGUCCUGUUCGAGAACCAUGUCUCUGCACGCAAAUUCAAGUCAGUUAAGGUUGAUCCUUACCGCUCUGACAAUCUGGUGAUCAUCCCCGAUGAUGAGGUCAGUUCCCAUGAGCACGGAGAGAAAAAGGGUUUCUAA